This is a messenger RNA of Acanthosepion pharaonis, 1029 nucleotides long. Lineage: Eukaryota; Metazoa; Mollusca; Cephalopoda; Sepiida; Sepiidae. The record is from the annotation of a GenBank genome assembly.
AUGAAUAUUCCAUCCAGCCACUGCACAGCACAUCAAAUUCAAAACCCACUCUUCAAUACACCUCUUCUCAAUCUCUCUCGCUCUUGCUCUCGCUCUCUCUCUCUCUCUCUCUCUCUCUCUCUCUCUCUCUCUCUCUCAGUUUAUGAGAAAAAUCGUUUUUGCUUCUUUCCUCCCUCUCUCUCUCUCUCUCUCUCUUUCUCUCUCUCUUUCUUUCUUUCUUUUUUUUAUCCUUUUUCUUUGCCUCCCCUGUACCCAUCAAUGAAAGACCAUCUCUUCUUUUCACUCUCUUUCCUUGUUUACUCUUCUUCUCACCCACUUUCAUACUUUUUCUCUCUUCUUUUCACUCUUUCCUUUUAUACUCUCUUUUCAACUUAUUUCUUUUUUUCCCACUCCCUUACACCCUCUUUCUUUCUUUCUUUCUUUUUUUUUUGCAUCUUUCUUUUUCUAUCUACUUCUGUUACUUUUUCAUGUGCACUUCCAUUUCUCAUUUCUUUUUUCUUUCUCUUCUCUUUCUUUCUUAUACUUCUCUUUUUAGCUUUCUCUUACACAUUUUUUUUCUUUUUUUUUUCAUCUUUCUCAAGUGUUUCUUUUCUUCAUUUUUCUUUCACUUCUCAUUUUCAAUUUUUUCCUAUCACUUGUUUUGGAUUUUCUCCUAUUUUUGCCAAUAUUUUUUUUAAUUUCUUUCUUCUUUUUUCUUCUUUAUGUUUUGUACUAUUUUUUCUUCUUUUUUUUUUUUUCUUUGACUUCAACUUUUCUCCUUUGCAAUUUUUUUUUUUUUCCUUGACUACCUUUUCUUUCAUUUUCUUUUUUCUUUAUAUUUUUCUUGUUUUACUUACUUCACAAAUAUCUUUUCAUUCGCCUUUUUUCUUUUCCUCUUUUCUUCUUCAUUUUAUUCUUUUUUCUGUCCAUUUUUCCUUGUUUUUUUUUUCUUUUUAUCUUUUCUUUUCCUUCACUUUUCUUUUACUCCUCUUUCUUUUCUCCUUUAUUUAUAUCUCUUUUUCUAUUUAUUUUUCUUCUUUCUUUACUUAA